AUGGAGACCGAGUUUUUCAUCGAGUAUGAUGAAGCAAAUUGGUAUCAAAUUCAAGAAGUAAUAGGAAAAGGAAGCUAUGGGAUGGUCUGCUCAGCGAUUGACACACAUACCGGAGAAAAAGUUGCCAUAAAAAAGAUCAACAACAUUUUCCAACAUGUGUCGGAUGCAACUCGCAUCUUGUGGGAGAUCAAACUCUUGAGGCUUCUACGCCAUCCCAAGCUUGUUGAGGUCAAACACAUUAUGGUGCCUUUGUCCUGCCGGGAGUUCAAAGAUAUUUAUGUGAUGUUUGAACUGAUGAAGUCCGAUCUUCAUCAGGUCGUCAAAACUAAUGAUGGUUUGACUCGAGAGCACUAUCAGUUUCUGAAAAUAUGUGAUUUUGAUCUUGCUCACGUCGCCUUCAACGACGCACCAACAACCAUAUUUUGGACGGAUUUUGUAGCCACUAGAUGGUAUCAAACCCCUGAACUUUGUGGCAUAGGGUAUAUAUUCGUGGACGUAUUGACUGGAAGGCCGUUUUUUCCGAGAAAGAACGUUGUUCACCAGCUCGACCUCAUGACAAACAUGUUGGGCAGUACUUCAUCCGAGGCAAUACAAUGGGCACGUAAUGAAAAAGCCAAAAGGUAUUUGACAAAAAUGAGGAAGAAACAAUCACUUCCAUUCUCCUAUUCUCUUGAUCUUCGUUUUUGCCCCAAAGAUAGGCAUACUGUUGAGCAAGCUCCAGCUGAUUCAUAUAUCAAGGGAUUUGCAAAUGUGGAGCAAGAAACAUCUGCAAAGUCUAUUACAAAGAUGGAGUUUGGAUUUGAAAGAAGACAAAUUAACAAGGAUGAUGUGAGGGAACUCAUAUACAGAGAGGAGCAAGAAGAGACAUAG
Marchantia polymorpha subsp. ruderalis is the source of this 870-nucleotide messenger RNA. Lineage: Eukaryota; Viridiplantae; Streptophyta; Marchantiopsida; Marchantiales; Marchantiaceae. The record is from the annotation of a GenBank genome assembly.